Molecule: messenger RNA, 1249 nt
Organism: Chaetomium strumarium
Lineage: Eukaryota; Fungi; Ascomycota; Sordariomycetes; Sordariales; Chaetomiaceae
Product: ER protein Pkr1-domain-containing protein
Exons: 1
Coding region: 309-839 (176 amino acids)
Biological process (GO): vacuolar proton-transporting V-type ATPase complex assembly
Cellular component (GO): endoplasmic reticulum membrane
Source: RefSeq, a predicted model, not a curated record
UGCUGACUAGUACACAGUACCCUUGGUUCCAUCGGCUGUUUAAAAUGGCUGCGUUGCGCCUCGUGAUCCCACGCUAAGACCGCCGCUCUUAAGUACCAUACGUAGUCGGGAGCGCGACAUUCACGACGGUUUGACAGAGCUCCUGCGCAGUCGCGAUAACAGUCACACUGAGCUCGGCCACUUACUAUUCUCCGUCUCGGCGAGUUUACGAAACCACCAGCGAGCUCGGUCGUCGUACAGUGUCAGCUGCGGUCGUCAGUCCAGAAGGCCCCAAAUCUCUGUUCCGCCGACCGAGCAUCCCGGCAGCUAUGGCAUCCUUCUUUGAAGGGCUCUGGGAGUCCAUCUUCACACCGGGUCCAACGCCGACACUGCUUGUGGCUACGAAUGCCACGUUUGCCGCCCUACAAGUCAUCCUAGCUGCUCUUGUCUUCGCGACGUACAGCAUACAUUUCGUGGUGCUCUCAGUGCUGAGCGGCAGCCUCUGGGCGGCCAUCAACUGGUUCGCGCGCGAGCUGAAGGAACAUCAACAGCAAGAGGAGGAGAAGGCGCGACGCGCCCUCGCGGCCCGUCCACCGCCAGCGACUUCAGCCGACGAUAGCGAGACCGAGGUAGAAGCGACGAGGUCGACCGCCAGCCUUCGCAAGGGGCCGCCGGGGUUGGCAUCCGUUGCAAGAGAUGUUGCCGCUAGCACUGAGGUCGAACCGGCGGAGGCGCAUGGGGAACUCAAGCUGAGGGUUGUCGAGGAGGUACAGAGUCCUAGCCAGGGUCACAAGAGUGGGGUCAGCACUGAGGAUGAGUGGGAGAGAGUGUCGGAAAAUGAAAACGAGAAGGAUAAAUAGAGCGGUGGCUGUGGAUGGUAGAAAACCGAUUUGAUCGACUCAGAUCCGCGGGAAAUGGGCGGUGCGGAAGUGUAACCUCGCGGUUUGAUGUUUGGAUUGUACAUACCAAGGCCUUGGCCGGCUUGUUCAGCAUAGAUGCGAUCUAACGUUACUCCCUAAUAUGGAACCUGGGAAGUCUAAAUAUCUAACAUAACUACGACGAGGCUACAAGUGGCUCAAACUGCAUUCACAAAACACGCCCUCCCUGGAAGUCGGCCCGUUUGUGAUCAUGGCAGAGAGGCCCGAGGCAAAAUGCACUGUUCAUCAUCCAUCCGUGAUGUUGUCCUUGUCCUGCGCAGCAGGCGCACGCCAAAAUCGGACAUCGAGGGGCUUGGACCCACCUUGAGCUAGGAGAGGAGUGGAGAACCUAU